AUGGCGGAUAAUGAUGAUGAUGAUAUAUUCACGGUCGUGGUGAUUGAUGAUGGUGCAUUCACUCGUUAUUCGAGUAGAAUUCAUGUCCAUCUAUGGUGUAUAUGGUUCGAUGCUGUUAUCUUAACUACUCUAAAGGGACUCCCUUCAUCUCCGACACUUAUCGCAUUGCUUAGUCCAAUCUAUGGCCGCUGUGCUUCUGAGCAUUACUAUAUUUUAGCUUGUCACAACCUCCCGCACGGUACCUCGAAUUACCGGUCGUUUGGUUGGGAUGCCCAGCGUCCUCCGAGGCCCAGUGGUAACGGCCGUGCACCCAAAAAGUUGACCAUCAGUAUUGAUCCCGCCGACAGCAAGUACUGUUCAUUCUCGCUUGCUAGGACAGAGGGCACGCUUAUCAAAGGCAGCGAAUUGUUACGACGCGACAAAGAAAACGCCUAA
Loa loa (African eye worm) is the source of this 435-nucleotide messenger RNA. RefSeq lists its product as hypothetical. Bases 1 to 435 code for a protein of 144 amino acids. The record is from RefSeq and is a predicted model, not a curated record. NCBI's taxonomy places the organism in Eukaryota, Metazoa, Nematoda, Chromadorea, Rhabditida, Onchocercidae. The transcript is spliced from 3 exons.